Molecule: messenger RNA, 3300 nt
Organism: Brassica oleracea var. oleracea
Lineage: Eukaryota; Viridiplantae; Streptophyta; Magnoliopsida; Brassicales; Brassicaceae
Exons: 7
Coding region: 1-3300 (1099 amino acids)
Biological process (GO): DNA integration
Molecular function (GO): nucleic acid binding; protein binding
Source: RefSeq, a predicted model, not a curated record
AUGUCGAUUGUGGCGGCCGACCCGAAACACAAAACUAUCUCACCAUACGUAGCUGUAAUCUCACAACCUCAACUCAACGGUUUGAAUUACGACGAAUGGGCUAUCAACUUCCGUAUGGCGUUAAGUUCUCGGAAGAAAUUUGGGUUCCUCGAUGGAAGCAUUCCCAAACCAGAACAAGGAUCUCCACAGCUCGAAGAUUGGAUAGCUAAUAACCAUCUUCUUAGGUUCUCCAUCAAAAGUGGAGCUCGACUCCAGCAACUGCGAAACUCGUUGGCAACUUGCAAGCAGAACGGCUCGACGGUGGAUGAUUACUUUGGCCGUUUAACAAAGAUUUGGGAUGGAAUAGCAGAGUCUAUGGAAUCAAAACAGUGUAGAUGUGGAAAGUGUGAGUGUGACUUGAACACGGCUCAUGAGAAGGAAAAAGAAAACAUGAAGAUCCACGACUUCCUCUCAGGACUAGACGACUCAGUGCAUGGGGUUAUCAGAUCUCAACUAUGCGCAAUAACGCCUCUUCCGGAUCUUGACAGCGUUUAUCAAACGAUUGUGCAGAACGAGACCAUUCGUAUGAGCGUAGCGUCUGAGACUCCGAUGAUGAGCUUUGCCACACAAGCUCAGUCUGCCAUGAAUUCUCGAUCUACUGCACCGAGAGACUCGGCUAGACAGGGAACUUCACCAACUGAUUUCCGUGGUGGCUACAAUAAUCACAAACCAAGAAACAAGACGGGAGGCAUAGGAACUCAAUCUGGUGCGCAGAGUCGUGGGAGUGGCUAUAAUCCAAGAGCCAAUGUCACGCAGAUACCGAGUGCGAAUGCAGCAGGAUUGGGUUCGACUGGCUUGCUCACAGAGAGUGAUCGUGUUGGCUUGACUGGACUAUCAGAUGAGCAAUGGAACAUUGUUCAACGAAUGAUUAAUGCUGGUAAAUCGACUGCAACCUCCAGGGGUAAGAAAAAUGAUACUCUCUGGAUUCUUGAUACAGGCGCAACACAUCACAUGACUGGAUGUGUUGAGCUGCUAGAUGAUGUGCGAAACAUACCGUCGCUAGCGGUUACGUUGCCUGCAGGAUCUGAUGCGUCGGCGUCAAAGCAGCGCACAACAAAACUCACUUCUCGUUUGACUUUGCAGAAUGUUUUCUAUGUCAAAGGAUUUCAUACAAACUUGAUUUCGUUUGGUCAACUUGUUACUGAUAACUUCUUGAUUGGCCAAGUCACUGAUAAACUCAUAAUUUUGCAGGACUGCAAUACGAGGAUGCUGAUUGGAGCGGGUGAACGAGAGGGAGAGGGACUUUACCGGUUUCGUGGGAUAGACAUGGUGACUUCCUUCCAGACUCGUGUCAACGCAGAUUUGGUGUUAUGGCAUAACCGGUUGGGUCAUCCAUCGUCUCAUGUUACUGGGAUUGUUUCUGGUGUUUCUGAUAAUUCUAGUAGUAGUGAGCUUUUAUUUAAGAGUUGUGAUGUCUGCCUUAGAGCUAAACAAACUCGACAAUGUUUUCCUACAAGUUCUAAUAAUGCAAAACCAGUUUUUAAUCUGAUUCAUCUUGAUUUAUGGGGACCAUACCGCGAAACAGCCUUUUGUGGAUCACGAUAUUUCUUAACUAUAGUAGAUGAUCACUCUCGGGCUGUAUGGCUGUAUCUCUUAUCGGAUAAAACAAUGGUUUCUGAACAGAUUCACAACUUUCUCACUAUGAUCGAACGUCAGCUUUCGAAGAAGGUUAAAGUGAUCAGGAGUGAUAAUGGGACUGAGUUUACAUGCUUAUCUCGGUUCUUCAGAGAGCAAGGAAUCUUGCAUGAGACGUCAUGUGUUCAUACGCCACAGCAAAAUGGUCGGGUUGAGCGUAAACACAGACAAAUCUUGAAUGUAGCUCGGGCUCUGCGGUUUCAGGCAAGCUUGCCUAUUGAGUUUUGGGGAGAGUGUAUCUUGCUGCAGCUUCCAUCUCCACUACUUUUGGGUGCUGAAACAGAAUCAGAAAGUGACACUGAUAUUGCCACUGGAUCGAAUAAUGAAGAAUCAAAUAAUGUAGCUGAUGGAGAUGGCUCUCCAGCACAGAUACACGUUGAGACAGAGGAGAAUACUAGUUUGAGUUUGACUGAGGACACUCCACGUGAGGCUGUGGAAUCUAAUACUGGUACUGAGGAACCUCUUGGUCGAGGGCAUCGUACAAAGAAAAUAAACAUCAAACUACGAGAUUAUGUUGUUGACACGAUUCCAGGUUCAAGUCCCUCAUCCUCUCACGCCUCAAUAUCACCUUCUCCACAGCCAUCCUCAGGUACGGUCUAUCCUAUUGCAAAUUAUGUAUCUUGUGCACGUUUUUCGACUAAUCAUCAGCAGUUCUUAACGGCGUUGUCUACUAAUAUUGAGCCAAAAUCGUUUCAAGAAGCUAUGAAGGACCCUCGUUGGGGUAAUGCAGUACAUGUGGAAUAUGAUUCACUUGAAGAGAAUCAUACUUGGCGUCUUGAGCACUUGCCUAAAAAUAAGAAAGCGCUUGGCUGUAAAUGGGUGUUUACGAUUAAAUAUCGGGGGCUGAUGGAAGGACUUGACUAUGAAGAAACUUUUGCACCAGUUGCAAAGAUGAAGACUGUUCGUCUGUUUUUGGAUCUUGCUGCCAAGAACAACCAUGAGGUAUAUCAAAUGGAUGUCCAUAAUGCUUUUCUUCAUGGGGAUUCCAUCUUUUCUCCAUUCUCGUUUGUCAGUUUCAUCUCCGAUGCCGAUACGGUUGCGAUCACCACGGUCUCCUUCUCAUGCACGAACGAUCUUUUGAACGCUGCUAAGGAAUCAGAUGAUGUAGAAAGAGCUCCUCUACCAUCAUCAUCAAGAAGACUAAAUUCAAGAAGCGUAAGUGAAAUUCUUUCAGAUACUCCUCAAUUGGUCCGGAGCAUUGUCACUAUUUGGAGGAAUGGUUUCACUCUCGAUGAUCAUCCAUUAUCCACAUUGGAUGAUCCGGAUAAUGCAAUCUUUCUUGAGGAUUCACCAAAACCAUUCCAAGGAGUGGGAAGAACUCUAGCCGAGCCACCAGCUUCAUCCGACUCACUGGCCACAGAACCAACACCAUCAAUGGAUCCCACAGCGCCAACGACCUCGAUCAAGGUCAUAUUAGCAGACGGCACGCCCAUUGUCUCCCGGUUCACUACUACUCACCAUACCAUCAGAGACGUUCGAGACUUCAUCGACGCGGCUACACCAGAUGCCUCGAGAGACUACCAAUUACUCAUCAUGGGGUCUCCUCCUACACCACUGACGACUGACUUAGGCCAAACCAUCGAGCAAGCUGGCAUCUCCAACUCUGUUCUCACCCAGAAGUUCUAG